AUGUUCUCACUAGUCAUCCCAGUCAUCUUCCUGGUUUGCUGCUUGGUCGCCAUGUAUAUUCGGCCAUCCUCUGGACGGCAUACUUGUCCUCGACGUAUCCACAAUAUCCUGCAUGUCCGUCGCAUUCUCCGCAUCUCGACUCUCGAAUCUCGUGCUAUCCCCAACAAACGACUUGUCGCGGCAUUUGGUAUUAACAAUGCCUUCACCACGACAGACGUCGAUUACCAUCGAGCUUUUGUUAGCAAAGCCAAGGAGCUGAUUAGGACGAAAGACCACGGGUGGGUGGAACUUUCAAAUACUGCACAAAAUAUAGCCGACAGUACUCUCAACCCUCUUCGAGAAGACAGCGGAAUCCUCACGCUUCCGCUGAUCAGGCUCGUGCAAAGUCUGGUUUUUCGGAUCGUGGUCAUGAAUUUCUUCCCUGGAAGCGACAUGCCAUCCGAUGAAGACGUCGGAUUUAUCACAGCCAAGAUCAACUCUCUGUGGCUUGCAUCCAAAGCAUGCAGCGGCGACGAUACAGUGAAGUUGUUCAACGACAAGGAACAACUCAUCAGCAAGCUCAACUCCUUCACCCGCCCUCGAGCUGGCUUCCAACAACUUGAGCAGACUACAGACAAGGACAAUCCGCUCAACUGGAUCCUACCGGCAUAUGAGACCCUUUGGCGAGUGGUGCUGCACUGCUUUCUUGAAGUCCGGUUUCGAGCUAAACCAUCAGAUGCUUUGGUCUACAAAUCAGUCAUUGACCAAUUUCUCAAUCAACCAAGCCAGCAAAUCUUCGAAAUACCACUCCCAUCAUCCGCCGUCACAGUACGCCACAUUGUCGACGAAACACUCCGUCUCUACCCACCGACCAGACGCAUCAAUCGCCAACUCUCGGAUGAGCUAGUCGCCAUCGACAUCGAACACAUCCACCGCGAUCCUAUCAAGUGGGGUGACGACGCCCUGGAGUUUCGACCGGCUCGCUGGGAGGAGAAGAACUUUGACAAGAUGGCUUUCAAGCCUUUUGGGAUGGGGAAAUUUGAGUGUCCUGCGAAGAACUCGUUUGGCCCGAUGAUGAUUGGAGUGCUAGUUGGUGCUUUGUUGAGUGGUAUUGAUGAAGACUUCGAGUUAUGUGUCGAUGGUGUUGGAGGGGAUGUGUUGGGAUCCGGACCGCUUGAGGGUGGUAGGGAGGCCCAUGUUGGGUUGGAGUUGAGGUUGGCUAAAGAUGACGGAAUUUUGUUGUUGUGA
Messenger RNA from Cadophora gregata, 1227 nucleotides. RefSeq lists its product as uncharacterized. Lineage: Eukaryota; Fungi; Ascomycota; Leotiomycetes; Helotiales; Ploettnerulaceae. The record is from RefSeq and is a predicted model, not a curated record. Gene Ontology annotation, molecular function: iron ion binding; oxidoreductase activity, acting on paired donors, with incorporation or reduction of molecular oxygen; heme binding. Bases 1 to 1227 code for a protein of 408 amino acids. The transcript has a single exon.